Molecule: messenger RNA, 1707 nt
Organism: Didymosphaeria variabile
Lineage: Eukaryota; Fungi; Ascomycota; Dothideomycetes; Pleosporales; Didymosphaeriaceae
Exons: 3
Coding region: 1-1707 (568 amino acids)
Biological process (GO): transmembrane transport
Molecular function (GO): transmembrane transporter activity
Source: RefSeq, a predicted model, not a curated record
AUGCCAUGCCCCGACACACCACCAAGGGGUAUAUCCAAGAGCGCCAACGAGGUCAAAGAAGAGUACGAUGACGUGAUCGCGACGGAGAAGACCGAAAGUAUGGAGGAAGGUACUAUGAGGAGUGAAGAAAAGGAGGAGCACCAUGGAAACUCUGCAAUAGUAUCAUCCGCAACUUCGUCAAUCCAUGAAGGCCAACACGAAAAUCACGAUUUGGAGGCCAUCGCUACUGUGUCUACCAACUCACCACCCUACUCUGUGUUCAGCAAAAAGCAAAAGUACUUGAUCGUGUUUCUUGCUGCGUGGGGAGGCUUCUUCUCGCCUCUAAGUGCAAACAUCUACUUUCCUGCUCUGACACAGCUGGCUGUUGAGUACAAUGUAUCAAGCACACUCAUGAACCUGACUCUUACGUCGUACUUGAUCUUUCAAGGAUUGGCUCCGACCAUCUUCGGAGAUUUUGCUGAUAUGGCUGGACGAAGACCGGCUUACAUUAUUGGCUUUAUCAUUUACAUUGGCGCUAAUAUUGGUCUUGCCCUUCAAAAUUCUUAUGGAGCCUUGUUCGUUCUUCGAUGCCUCCAGAGCUCUGGCAGCAGCGCCACUAUCGCCCUGGGAAAUGGCGUUGUUGCCGAUGUAGCUACAAGCUCUGAGCGCGGCACAUGGAUGGGCUACGUAACGAGUGGCCCAAUGGUUGCUCCAGCCAUUGCUCCCAUCAUAGGAGGUCUGCUUUCAGAGUUUUUAGGCUGGCGAGCUAUCUUCUGGUUCCUUGUCAUCAUGGCUGGCGUCUAUAUGGUACCGCUCAUCCUGAUCUUUCCCGAGACGGGUCGCAACGUUGUCGGAAACGGAAGCAUACCACCUCAGAGUUUCAACAUGUCUCUGCUCAGCUAUCUCAAAGUCCGCAAAUAUUCUAAAGCGCAUCGAACCAACGAGCUCACCAGAGCAGUAUCACGAGAGGAGCAGCAAGCCCUGGCCCGCAAGCGAAAACUUCGUAUUCCAAACCCGCUUGGAACGUUGAAGGUCAUCGCGCAAAAAGACGCAGGAUUGCUGUUAUUCUACAACAGCCUUGUAUACACGGCAUUCUACACCGUCAUAUCUUCUGCUCCAUACCUUUUUGAGGAAAUCUACGGGUUCAACGACCUGCAGAUCGGCCUAUCAUUCAUCCCUUUCGGCGUUGGUGCCAUGAUCGCUCCAAUGACAGCCGGAAAAUUGAUGGACUGGAACUAUCGCCGCCUUGCAAAAAAGGGCGGCUUCCGCAUUGACAAAAAACGAGGAGACGACCUGAAGGACUUUCCAUUGGAGCAAGCUCGACUUUACAUCGCUAUCCCUAUGCUUGUGGUAGGAAUACUUGUUACUCUCUGCUACGGCUGGGUUCUCCACGUCGAGCCUUCGCUGGCGGCGCCUCUGGUCUUGCACUUCUUCCUUGGUCUCUGUCUUACGGGCGCCUUCAACUGUAUGAGCGUCAUGCUCGUUGAUUACUACCCGCUGAGUCCUGCCACUGCCACCGCGGCUAACAAUCUUGUGAGAUGUCUCAUGGGUGCAGGAGGUACGGCUGUUAUUACCUUGAUGAUCGAUGCCAUGGGCAGAGGAUGGUGCUUCACGUUCGUUGCCGGAGUCAUUGCAUUUUUCAGUCCUAUCCUAUGGGUACUGAUGAAAUGGGGCCCAAAAUGGAGGAACGAACGCAGAUUGAAGAUGGAAGCGCAGGCGAACGCUUGA